Priapulus caudatus is the source of this 1554-nucleotide messenger RNA. RefSeq lists its product as uncharacterized. The coding region runs from base 100 to 1182 and encodes 360 amino acids. Lineage: Eukaryota; Metazoa; Priapulida; Priapulimorpha; Priapulimorphida; Priapulidae. The record is from RefSeq and is a predicted model, not a curated record. The transcript has 2 exons.
UGGACACGGGGUAAGAUAAAUAAGCCGCAUUUAACAGAGUAAGAUAUAGAGUGUGCUGGGACCAGCCGAGACGAAGCUGAACAAGACUCCUCCGACCAGAUGGCGUUCACGAGAGAGAAUAUGUCAGACAGAGUGGAAGUCCAUGUGCGCCCCGGCGAGGUGUUAUCGGAAACCGAAGAGGCGCAAUGCUGUACGGCGGACGGAUGCAGAAAAACGUUUAGGAAGCGUCGGAAUCUAAAACGGCACUUACAGGAGAAGCAUGGGCCUAUUGUUCGGAAGUUUGUCUGCCCUUACUGCGACCAGCUGCAGGCAAGCAGGCGUGACGACAUCGGGAAGCACAUCCGCAAAUGGCACCAAGACAGGCCAACAGUGGAUCUUGCAACAAUACAAUAUGUUGAGUCGCGCAGAGGGGAGCUGAAACUAGAUAGAGCCGCUACCACCAGGAAAGUGGACAAGGAAACAAGUAAGAAAGAAGAAGUCGGCACAAAGAGAAGAAGGAUCGAGUACCCUGAGGUCAAAGGAGGAAAGCAUACCGGAAAGGAGAAGGAAAUAGACCCUGCAUCACCACGACCCAAUACACUCACCCUGUUGGACCUUCCUCGGGAAGAAACAAACUCAAAACCCAAUAAAGUUGCCGUUAACAUCAAUACCAUCAGCUCAGCCUGGAACCUCGCUCCCCUAGGCACGUCUCCUGGAAUAGAGCUAAGACAGAAGAAUGGGAGGGCGAAUCUACGGAUGAAGCGACUGAGAGAUAGGAUAGGAAAAUUACAGGAGGACUUAAAGCAGGAAGAAGUAUUUAGCGACCGGUUACGAGACGAAAUAAGGAAGGAGGAAGAGAGCAUUGUAAAGGAGGAAAGAAGACGAGCUUGCGAGAUGGAACAGCGAUGUAGAGAGAAGAAAGGAGAAGUAGAAAGGGGCUGGCAGCAGACGCUAGCUAGGAAGGAGGAGUUGAUUAAGACCCUCCAGCACCACGUGCAGGAGAUGAAGGCCACGGCGGCGAUACACGAACGGGACCCCAUCGGUCACCUGAGGCAGGAGCAGGUGCUGGACCUCCUGCGCUCCAAGGGAUGGGACCUGGCCGUGGAGAAGCCGACGAAGGAGGAUAGGGAUCUGACUCCAGCGAUACCUCCAGCGACAGCAGUUCGUCCAGUGAGGCAGAGUAAAUGUAGCGUGAAUAGGUAGUUUACUAAAAGGUGAUUAUAUAUCAGGUAUUUUAUACUUUUAUAAGUUGUGAUGUAAAAUUUAUAUGAAGCGAAACGUAAAAAGAUGUGAUCGUAGUAGAACGUAUACACCGUAGUCAGUAUACAGUAGUAUUUUCUAGUGCCAUGUCUAUUAUCGAGAUAGUACAGUAUGUAAAAUGUUUAAUUGCAUGACUUGUGAUAUAAAAUGCGUGUAUAAUAUUUUGUUUUAAAAGUCACCCAUCUCAUCUGGGGACAGAUGACUUUAAGGAGGGGGGAGUGUGAUGAUUCUAUAUUUAUCAUCUAUAUACAACAGGUGCUAUAGAGAGGUGUAUGUACAGGUGUAUUUGUCAGUAUUAAAACUCCUAAAAGAUUU